AUGUGCCUCAAACGCCAUCGAAAACCGAUAUCUUGUUUGUGGAAGUGGCUUGACAUGGAUUUGACCACCAAAUACAUACUGGAAUCCUUCGAUCUCCAUGUGCUCAGCUCAACUUGUCAACAGACCAUGAGUAUGUGUCGAAAAGAUCUCAACUACACUUGUCUACGAUUCAAUCAAUGUGGACGUAUAUAUAUUCAGAUGUCGACUUUCGAUGUGACAGUAUUGGAAGGAACGACCCUCGUUGAUGCCAACACAGUCAUUGCCAAAAGUACAACUAUUGGUUUGUCUGGUCCGACGAGUAUUCUUGUCAACAAAACAGUGGAUAGUUCCAUCCUCGUGGUUGGCAGCUCUGGUGGACAAAUCGUCAGCAUGCAAGUUGUAUCUCCAGUACCGAAGGUAAUUGCUGAUGUCGAAGGAUCUUCAGGUACCGCGACAAAUAAGUUGCAUUGUCCAUAUAGGAUCGCAGUUGAUAGUAUUGGUAAUAUGUAUGUUGCCGACAGUCAAAACUAUCGAGUGAUGCGUUAUGCUCCCAAUAUCACGUCGGGGGUUAGGACUGCCGGUACAAGCGCAAUGGUUAGCAAUUCUGUUUCUCUGAGUCGACCGUAA
Adineta ricciae is the source of this 606-nucleotide messenger RNA. NCBI's taxonomy places the organism in Eukaryota, Metazoa, Rotifera, Eurotatoria, Adinetida, Adinetidae. The record is from the annotation of a GenBank genome assembly.